AGCAUCCCUCAUUCCUUAUGAGGGAGCUCCUUAAUUAAUAUCCGGAGUAUUUAUAAAUAUAUACGGCUCUGUUUUUUCUCUUUCUUACCCUCACCUAGUGAUCGAUGAUCUUAUUUUCACAAGGUAUUCUCACAAAAGAGAUAUAAUUUGCUGCGCAACAAAAUCUAAUAAUAUAUGUGAGGUUAUUUCACGUCAAAUGUAGUGUCAUGUGAGGUUAUCUCACGUUGUAGAAUUCUUCGAUAAGGUGUGAGUCGGAGACUUAUUUUUCAUCUGUGCAGCAGAAAAUAAACUGUAAUACUUCAUUAAUUGUAACUUAUUAGAAGUAUAGCAGGUUUCUUUGACUUCGAUUGACUAUGAGUAAAACACCAGUUUCCAUUCUCCAAGAGAUGAUGGUGAAACAGAAUAUGAUACCUGAUUACGAAUUGAUACACGAUGGUGGAGGCCGUCAUGUGAACACUUUCACAUAUCGAGUUAUGUGCGAUGGUUUCACUGCAAUUGGUACAGGCCGUUGUAAAAAGGAAGCUAAACAUGAGGCUGCUACAGCUAUGUUAACAGAGAUUGCCAAACAAAGAAACUAUCCGCAAUUGCCAGCGGCCAGCACACCUACAGGAUCUCCUUCAAGAUCACCAUUUCAUGUAACUCCUCUUCCACCAAAAAUACCUGCAAAUGCACCUUUUGUUAAUGCUAUAGGUGAAUUACAGGAUUUAUGUGCAGAAAAUAACUUACAGGAACCAAUUUAUAAUCUUAUCAAGGAUUCUGGACCACCACAUGCUAGAGUCUUCACUAUUACAUGUACAGUAUCUAGUUUUGUAGAAGAAGGAGUUGCACCAACAAAAAAAAUGGCAAAGCAUGAUGCUGCAGGAAAAAUGGUGAAAAGAAUAAAAGCUCUUGUGGAUCAAUUAAAUAGCAUUGAGGAUGAAGAAGGAUCUUUAGACUCAACUUUAGCAACUAAUAAAACGGAAAUAAUGAAUAGAAAUGCUAAAGAACGCUACUAUUCACUUAACAAAUCAAUAAAAAAGAUGAAUUUAGGUAUUAAAUUAUCUGAAUAUCACACUAAAUGGAAAGAUUCUUUAGAAAUGGAUAAACGUAAGAAAGCAUUAGAAGAAUUGCAUUCUUAUUUAAACGAGAUUCUAUCUUUGGACGAAGAAGAUGCAGAUAAAUUUACCAUAAUAAUAAAUAAGAAGUUAUCUAAAUUAGAAACUAUAUUAUCAGAUAUUAAUGUAACAGUUAAUACAAAAGAAAUACCGGCAGAUAAGAGCUAUUUUUUGAAAAUAAUAGAGCUCAAUACUUGUCCUCAUCUUUCACAGAUUGGUAUAGGAAAAACUGAGCAAGAAGCUGACUGGAAUGCUUUAACCAAGAUGGUAGAAUUUUUAAUAUUGCUUCUGUCAUAAAAUAUAGAAUUCAUAAAUGUAAA
Nylanderia fulva is the source of this 1414-nucleotide messenger RNA. RefSeq names its product RISC-loading complex subunit TARBP2. Gene Ontology annotation, cellular component: RISC complex; nucleus; RISC-loading complex. Gene Ontology annotation, molecular function: siRNA binding; double-stranded RNA binding. Gene Ontology annotation, biological process: siRNA processing; regulation of regulatory ncRNA processing. NCBI's taxonomy places the organism in Eukaryota, Metazoa, Arthropoda, Insecta, Hymenoptera, Formicidae. The record is from RefSeq and is a predicted model, not a curated record.